AUCUCCCAAUUAUGGCUUCCCGUGUUUAUCUUGUAUUGUUUAUCUUUUUGCAUGCAUGUUCCGCUAGACCGAUUACGAUUCACGAUAAAGAAACCGUUACGCAACUUGAGCAACUUUCUAUCAAGGAUCUAAUGGCUUCAGUUGCCAAUAAAUUCACGACACGUGGUACAAACGUCGUGCAUAAGGACAAAGAUCGUCAGAAGUCCCCUUCAGUUCAAGAAGCUGAAAACAUUGAAGACAAAAAGGUCAAAAUUCCCUACGCUUGGAAGUUGUUGCAGCAGGCUACUGAAGCAGAGAUAAUGAAGAGAGAAGAACGUUCGAUACUGGAAUCAACACAAAGCAGUGCUGAGGAAAACUUGAGCUCCAAGAGCAACGACCCAAUGGAGGACGUUGUAGUUAUGGAUUACGCACAACCCCAUCGCAAACCACCCAUUCAUAACAAAGGAACCUAAUAAGUACCAAAUUAUAAAAUGCCUAAUUUUUUUUUUUUUUUUUUCUCUUCACAAACAUGUUUGUUUUAUUACCAAAUUAAAAUAAAUAUUCCUACUAUGGAUCUUCUUGUUUUUUUUUUUGUUUCCUUUUGUUUUUUAACAGUGUUAGAUUUGUUGAAAAUGUAUUAUGUGACACUUUUUUGUGAUGAAGUUGUACAAGAUUGGAUUGAAUAA
Messenger RNA from Erythranthe guttata (spotted monkey flower), 665 nucleotides. RefSeq names its product root meristem growth factor (gene RGF6). The record is from RefSeq and is a predicted model, not a curated record. NCBI's taxonomy places the organism in Eukaryota, Viridiplantae, Streptophyta, Magnoliopsida, Lamiales, Phrymaceae.